Messenger RNA from Symbiodinium necroappetens, 1458 nucleotides. The record is from the annotation of a GenBank genome assembly. NCBI's taxonomy places the organism in Eukaryota, Dinophyceae, Suessiales, Symbiodiniaceae.
AUGGCGUUCGCGAAGAAGCUGGCUUUCGGUCUCGCGCUCUCCAUCCGCUUGGGGCAGAGCACCGACGGCUGGGAUCAGAAGUCCUUGGCCCACGACGACGAGUGCGACCGGGACUCCGAGGAGUGCGCGGUGUCGGAGCUCCAGCUGGGCGCCAGGGCCAAGGCCAUCCAGAACGCUUCCCAGCACCUCAUGGGGCCCCCAAGCACGCCCUUCCAGUACAACGGCAUCGAGUGGCCGGCCUUGAAGGUGGGGAAGAGCGGACCGGCGCACUUCUUUGCGAUUGGGGAUUGGGGUGGCAUGGAUGGAGCCCUUCACCCUCCCAAUGAGUGCAUGCCUCAUGGCCACACUCCCGGCUGCCGGCCCCGGAUCAUCGCCUACCGCGGCGGCCAGACUCCGGGGCCCCACGUCUUCCCGCGCACCCGUUGGAACAAGGCACACUCGGAGCUCCUCUGCUCCCACGACCAGUUUGUGGCUUGCUUCGAUGGGGGAGAGCACAAGGGGGAGCACUGCGUCCCGGGCUGCGGCUUCGUCCCAGGAGUCGACACGCAGCCGCAGAUCCUGGUUGCCAAUGCCUUCAGGGCGCGUGCCGGCCUGGUGAACCCGGACUUUAUCUUGAACGUCGGGGACAACUUCUAUUGGGGAGGUAUCGAGGAGAACUGCGGCGCCUCCAUGCACGGCAUUACCUCGACCACGCGCCAUCAGUUCGAUUCCAUCUUCGAGGGUGUCUACCAAGGCGGUGGCCUCAGCAACAAGCCCUGGAUCAGCGUCCUUGGCAACCACGACUGGGGAGGCAGGCAGUUCAACAACGGCUGGGACCAGCAGAUUGCCUACACCUGGGCCAGCAACCGAUGGAUCAUGCCUGCACCAUACUACAGCAUGAGAAUCGAGUAUUCGGGCUUCUCCAUCGAUGUCUUCGCCAUCGACAGCAAUGCCAUGGAUGCCAAGUCCCCCGAGGAGGACCCAGAGCACAACAUGUGCGGCCGAAAGCACAACCCCCCAGGAGCCACAUGUGCUUCUAUCGGGGGUCCCGCCAACGUGGAUUCGUGCCACCAGUGGUUCAUGGAGUUCUGGGGCAAGAACAAGGCCUGGGCUUUGCAGAAGGUGCCGCAGAGCAACGCGGAUUGGCAGAUCGGUUUGACCCACUUCCCCUGCGGCCACGAGAGCGGCUUCUAUGCUCAGCUCCACGGCAUGGGCAUGGACCUCCUGGUCACCGGCCACCGCCACGACCAGGAGCUCCACGACCACUCGGGCCCCGGCGGCAUGACCUGCAUCGUGACGGGAGGUGGCGGAGGGAUCACGUCCGAGGCAACACCGAAUCCCAUGGACCGCACGCACUGGUACGGCGAGGGGCAGUAUGGAUUCUACGACUUUACCGUCGACAAGAGCAAGAUCUACAUUGAGUCCAUCAACUAUGACGGAAAGGUCCUGAAGACUGCGACCGUUUAUCCGAGCCGUUGA